This is a messenger RNA of Suncus etruscus (white-toothed pygmy shrew), 716 nucleotides long. RefSeq names its product dynein light chain Tctex-type 1 (gene DYNLT1). Gene Ontology annotation, molecular function: dynein intermediate chain binding. The coding region runs from base 50 to 391 and encodes 113 amino acids. The transcript has 5 exons. NCBI's taxonomy places the organism in Eukaryota, Metazoa, Chordata, Mammalia, Eulipotyphla, Soricidae. Gene Ontology annotation, cellular component: cytoplasmic dynein complex; cytoplasm. Gene Ontology annotation, biological process: microtubule-based movement. The record is from RefSeq and is a predicted model, not a curated record.
CGCAGUGCGCGUCGCUGGGCGUUGAGACGGAAGGCCGCGCGGGGCGAAGAUGGAAGACUAUCAGGCCGCCGAGGAGACUGCCUUUGUGGUUGACGAAGUGAGCAACAUUGUGAAAGAGGCGAUCGAAAGUGCCAUCGGCGGCAACGCCUACCAGCACAGCAAAGUGAACCAGUGGACCACCAAUGUGAUCGAGCAGACUUUAAGCCAACUCACCAAGCUGGGAAAACCAUUCAAAUAUAUCGUGACCUGUGUCAUCAUGCAGAAGAACGGGGCCGGGCUGCACACCGCCAGCUCCUGCUUCUGGGACAGCACGACUGAUGGGAGCUGCACGGUGCGAUGGGAGAACAAGACCAUGUACUGUAUCGUCAGCGCCUUUGGACUCUCCAUUUGAGCAGGAGCCCACCUGGCCCUCCCCCUUCCUGUCUCCACCUCACCCCCCCAAGUCUCUGGCCACUCAACACCUUUUUUCUCCUGUCAUUGCUCACUGGGGCGCUCCUAAAGUAGUCCAAUACACCAGAUGCGCCGCAUACUGAGCGAAUUGUCACCAGAGGCAGCCCAAGCUGGGACUGCCACAUACGUGUCUUAACUCUUGAAUUUUCUUUUCGAAGGUGCUCAAAACUGAAAUCUACUCAUGUGAGCCUCACCUCUGCAGUGACUCACAGACACUAAUUUUCCAUACUUUCUACUUUUGUUAGAAUAAAUUAUUCCAUCAUAAA